UCCAACCUCAACUUCCCCUCUUUCAUUUUGGACCCAUCACCCCUUGUCCUGUCACUAUAGUCACUGAUGAAUAGGGUCGAUUUUACAGGUCUCUCUGUUCAUGUGCAGUUAAUACCAUCUGCCAGUUCCACAUAACUGGGACACAUACCAGAGAACAACAGAACAGGGAAGCUUUAACUGACGUGAAAAGUAGCUCAUUUCUUGCUCUGGGUGAGCAGAUUAAACAUGGCAUUGCACAAUCUCUAGCCACACAGAAGGUGACGUCUGCCUGGAGUGUUAUCUGCUGCUGCAGUUGGGAGUUAUGAAUGAGCUCCCUAAUCCAUUGACAUAAAUGUUGUGACAGCACUUGCAAACCUCCCUGUAGUCUGUUGCUUUUGGAGAAGUCACUUGGCCAGGGGUGACUGGCUCAUACAGGCUCAGGAGGUGGAAGUUUAGGAUAGCAAAGGCCUUUUAUACAAACAGGGGGUUUAGAAAAAGACUUUACUGCAUGUGCUGGGAAAGGAAUCGUCAGAGGUUUCAAAAGUUGCUUAAUUUCUUGUAACUUUGUUCAGGAAUAGAAAAGAAAUAUUGAUUAUUUAAAUGUCCAUAAGUGCCAAUUUGCUGUUACAACAUAAUUUGUUAAAUCUAUGGAAUUUCUCUAAUAUAAGUGCACAAUGUUGGUUUUUUUCUAUGAGCUGUUUUCUAUAGGGAUCUACUUUGUUGUUCUUCCUUUCAGACAGUCCAAGUUGUAAAUAUGAAAAAUCAUUGUGUCCUUCAGUGAUCUUCAGCUCAGAUGAUGCAGGGAGAUUUGUGGAACAGGUCAGCUUUAGUAUAAAGCACCUCAAAACCAGAAGCUCUUCUCUUAGGAAACGCAGCCAACUCCUCGCGUCACGAAGGCCCAGCAUGAAUGUGAACUGUGCUGGUGGCACAGACUGGCCAAGAAAGCUGGAGUCCAGUUGCUCUGUGGGAAACACAACUGUAACAGUCCAGGAGUCAGAAGAAAGUAACGUGGUGUUAGGAGGUCACAGCCCGGCUGCAGCUCCCAGGACUGAGGGUUUAGAUCCUGAAUGCCGACACACUCCCUGUGCAGUAAGUCCCCAGCUCAGCAGCAUGUUAUCUGCUCCUGAAGACACUCACAACUGCCAUUUCCAAGAUGGAAAUAAGAGACAGUCGGAAUAUUUUACCACCCAGGAACGCCAUGGGUGCUGCACCUUGUCCUCAAGCAGCAGUUCACAGACAGUGGCUCCAGAGAAGGUGACGCUCGUGGUAGAUGGCACUCGCUUUGCAGUGAAUCCACAGAUUUUCACUGCUCACCCUGACACCAUGCUGGGAAGAAUGUUUGGACCAGGAAGAGAAUACAAUUUCACCCGGCCAAAUGAAAAGGGGGAAUAUGAAAUCGCAGAAGGAAUCAGCUCAGCUGUGUUCCGGACUGUGCUGGAUUAUUACAAAACCGGGAUCAUUAACUGCCCUGAUGGGAUUUCCAUCCCAGACCUUCGAGACACAUGUGAUUACCUCUGCAUAAACUUUGAUUUCAACACAAUCAAAUGUCAAGAUUUAAGUGCUCUGUUACACGAGCUCUCCAACGAUGGUGCUCACAAGCAGUUUGACAGCUACCUGGAGGAGCUCAUUCUGCCCAUAAUGGUGGAUAGUGCAAGGAAAGGGGAACGUGAAUGUCAUAUUGUCGUGCUGACAGAUGAAGACACCGUGGACUGGGAUGAAGAUCAUCCACCUCCGAUGGGAGAGGAGUACUCACAAAUCCUUUACAGCUCCAAGCUGUACAGAUUCUUCAAGUACAUCGAGAACCGCGAUGUGGCAAAAGCUGUGUUAAAGGAGCGGGGCCUGAAGAACAUUCGCAUUGGCAUUGAAGGGUAUCCCACCUGCAAAGAGAAGGUGAAGAGGAGGCCUGGUGGCCGCUCAGAAGUCAUCUACAACUACGUUCAACGGCCCUUCAUCCAGAUGUCAUGGGAGAAGGAAGAGGGCAAAAGCCGUCACGUUGACUUCCAGUGUGUUCGGAGCAAAUCCCUCACAAACCUUGUCACUGUGGGUGAUGAUGUUUCAGAGGACCAGGAGGUUAUAAUGCAUCACCCCCCACAGGUAGAUGAACUGGACAGGCUGAAUGCACCCUUCUCCCAAAUGGCUGUGAAUGAUCUACCAGAUUAGUGGUGGCUCAGGGGGAUGGUCCUGCUGAUGUGGGAACUUCUUGGCAUAGUUCCAUCCCUGGUGAUGGAACACAGACUCUUGCAAGGUGCUUUAUCCUCGUUCCUGCUCUUAUUACAUUGUCAUACUUCAAGCAUGUUAAUAAAGAGCCACACUUCAUGGUCUAAUUGUGCAAUCAAAAGCAACAUCUCCUCAAACAAGAAGAAACGAUGCUGUUUGUUUCUACUUCAAAGGCUUCCAGAUUGGCGGGUGCUGAAUAUUUUACCUGAACUUCUAAAAGAAGAUUAGAAGUGUUUUGAAACAUCUUGUUUGACGUGAGAGAGGAAAUUCUGGGCCUGUCAAGACAAAGCUUUCCUUUAUCAUUAGGCACUUAGCUUUGCUUUUGUGAUACAUCAGUUACAAAGGACCCAGCAUCAAAGCAGGACAGAUGAUGCUCUUUCAUCAACCAGCAGAAAUGUAGCACAGUUGGGACAGCAAAAUCCUGUGUGGAGGAAUGUGUUUACACUGCCACCUGGCUCUGCAUCCAGUGUUGUACUGCUGUUCUGGGCAAGGAUGGACAAGUUCAAUAGGAAGCAUAUGCCUGUUGACAGGAAUUGCCCAUAUAUACUUCUCCAUAGGAUGGAAUCGUCGUUUUUAGGAAUGUUGUCUGUUAAGUUCAGCAGAACGAGUAGAUCAUACUGAAGGAAAAAGCAAAAAAAGAAGAGACUGUAGUUGAUAUUUUACCAACAAAGUAAAUCUGUUUAGUAGCCUAAUAGAUGUAAGAAGCUUUCUAGAAGUGACUGCAUGCUAAAGACUAUCAGUUGUCUCCUCCAUCCCCCUGCUAAGACAAAAGUGGAGGAGCUCCCAGUACAGACAGUUUACUACCUGAGUAAAUUCCUUGGUCUCAUCCACCUUAGUCAGUCAGUAUUUCUGUAGGCUCUCCCAGGAGCAUUCUACUGGUGCAGCUUUAAAAGGCCAGCUACUCUCUUCCCAGUUUGGAACUGGCUGGACCAUUUUGCUGUCAGGCAGGUAAGAAACAGCAAUGGUAAAUUAGCCUUCAGCAGGGAAAAACACACAUACCUGGGAACAACACUCCUUUGCUGCUCUGAUUAUAGUAUCCUAGUCAUGGUUAAGGCUCUGUUCAUUUUGGAUUCAGAGCCACCAAAGCUGUGACUGUAAGUAGAGACACACUCCAGGCUGGUUUAGCUCAGUUACAUCGGAGCCAACUGGUCCUGUUCCUGCAGUGUGGAGGUACCUGUAGGCUUCAUUAAACCCCUGAGUAGCACACAGUGAGUUCAGAACCACCACAACCAAGCAGCACAUCAACCAUAACAGGCCUCUGGUUGUUCUGAUGACUGUGUAGAGGUUUUACAUACUCAAAGCAGAGUUAAACAUGGUGCAAAGAAAAGCUGAAACCCAGUCAAAGGGAGGGAGAGAGUUCCCUUGCAAGGUUGUUAAGUUCAGGUCAGUUCUGCUCUUGCAGUUGGCUGCUGUUGAAUCCUGUAUCACUUACACAUUGAGUUACCUGGUCAUAGUUGGCAAAAGAGAGGUAGGUACCCUGCCCUUGGAAGGUUUAAUCCUUUGUUGCCAGGGUUGUAUCAUAAAGCAAAUCUUGUGUUAUUCUCCAUCUGUCUGCAAAGUGUAUGGUAGACACAGCACUGAAGUUACUGUUUGCUGCUACGGAUGUUUGGGUUUUCAGUGUAAGUACCAUGACAAUAUCAAACACAGAUUUUCCUGAAGGAUUAUGAGUUGUUUUAGUUACAAGGAACAAAAUCUCUGCCAAGGCAUCAACUUGCUGAUAUAUUUAGCUCCCAUUUGUAUGGAUACAGGUUCUAUUCUUUGCAGUGUUUCUGUUCUUAGCUUCUUUUCCUAAGUGCAGCAAAUAGCUUUCUUCUUUUUCUAAGUGCCUAUGGGAAGGUUUCCAGAAGUGCUUCAGGACCUCCUGAGGGUCCCAGUGGUUCAGACGCCCAGGUCCACCUGAUGCCUUCCGCAAAAUCCUCCCUGUGUGUCAGUGGAUCAGGAUAGAGAAGUGUCCUGCAGUAUCAGCACAGAGGUGGUAGCAAUCACUUCCCGUUCUUGCUCUAGAUGAAUUUCUAUUUUUGUAGUAGAGAAAGGAAGACAUAUGGACCAUCAACUCUCUAGCUAAGGGCCAGACCAAGCCCAUUACCUGCCGUUUCCACAAGUCAAAGGCACUGGUGAGACUCUGCCCAGCAGUGAUGGAGCUUGGCCCCAGGACCUAUGGAUUCUGGUUUUUCUGUAUGUAUUUAUUUUUACAGCAGUGUAAGUUUGAAGUAAAUGUCUGUUGGUAUUGACCAGCUGACUCACAACUGGAGUUUACACAUGUUCUAUUCUAUGGACCUGAAAGGUGCGUGGUGGUGAGCUACAGGAUUGUGUCAAAGCAUCUGAUUUCGAUGGGACCUGACAGCCAAGUACCAUAUUCAGCCAGAACAAGCCCCUCCAGUGUCCAUCCCUGAGCCCAGCAUCAGCAAACCUCUUGAAGGAUUUGGCCAGUUUAGUAGGACAGUGGUCACAGGGACUUAACUGCAACAGGCCAUUGCCUGAGAGUUGGAGACUGUCAAUGCCUUGUUGGAGCUUGUUGGUACUCUGGGUAAUCAAUUGGACCUUCAGCAUGGGAUGGAGGUAUCCAGCUUCCAUCAUUUCCACACUGUUUUUACCCCUCCCAAAGCCCACUGUAGUUUAUUGGCCUUCCCAAGUAACUUAAGAUGAAUUUUGUUUUUUUUGGUAGAGUGAAUUCUAUUGGAACACUAAAUCAAACUGAAAAAUAGGCAUUUGCUUUUCCUCCUCCUCUCAUGGUCACCUACUUCAGGUACAGCGUCAAGUUUUGUCUUAUUCUAGAUCUACUGCAGUGUUACCUGUGGUGUGUGUGAACUACAGCUGUAUGGUUUCUUUUCUGUAUUAAAGUAUAAAUUAUACCUGG
Molecule: messenger RNA, 5053 nt
Organism: Strigops habroptila (Kakapo)
Lineage: Eukaryota; Metazoa; Chordata; Aves; Psittaciformes; Psittacidae
Gene: KCTD20
Product: potassium channel tetramerization domain containing 20
Exons: 8
Coding region: 883-2139 (418 amino acids)
Biological process (GO): positive regulation of phosphorylation
Cellular component (GO): cytoplasm
Molecular function (GO): protein binding
Source: RefSeq, a predicted model, not a curated record